UGGACCGCAGAUUCUUCUUAAUCAGUCAGUUUCCUCAUCCUCUUUGCAUCCUCCGCGCCCUCGCGCUGAUACUUGUAAUCAAUCAACUCAUCAGCAUGGUCUUCGCAUGGAGCUGCUAGCUGCAGAGUCACAGAGCCCAAUUGUUGAGCUCGAAAUGCCACGUGUUGUAUGAUCGUUACAUGCUAACUGCUCAGAGUGAGUGAGGCGCUUCUUUGCGGCUUUAUGUCCUUUUCAGCUCCAAGCUUCACAUGGAGAUGGAUCACCCAGCAAAUAUGCAGUAUACAGUAUAUGGAUAUGCUAUGAACAUGUAGUCUCCCUCUUCUCUCACACACACACCCAGAUACGUACACACAAAAAUGGAGCUAUUCUCAUCACAGCAAUGGCUAGCACUUCUACCUCCGAUCAUCCUCUGUAUCCUUCUGUUCUCCUAUGUGUAUAUCAUUCUAUGGCUAAGACCAGAGCGGUUGAGGCAGAAACUGAGGAGCCAAGGAGUGAGGGGUCCCAAGCCUUCUUUUCUCUUUGGAAACAUACCAGAGAUGAGGAGAAUCCAGCAAUUGGCCAAGUCAGCACAUGAACAAGAAGCAGGGAGUACCGACAUGUUUUCAUCAAAUUAUGUGGCAACUCUUUUCCCUUACUUCCUCCACUGGAGCAGGGUUUAUGGUUCCAUCUACCUGUAUUCCACUGGAAGCAUACAAGUUUUAAAUGUUACUGAUCCAAACAUGGUGAAGGAGCUAGCCAACUGCAAAUCUUUGGAUCUUGGAAAACCUUGCUACUUGCAAAAAGAGCGUGGAGCUCUUCUUGGUAUGGGAAUUCUGACAUCAAAUGGUGAUCUAUGGGUACACCAGAGAAAAGUGAUUGCACCUGAACUAUUCAUGGAAAGGGUUAAGGGAAUGGUGAAUUUGAUGAUGGAGGCUGCAAUGUCAAUGUUGAACUCAUGGAAAAAUGAAGUUGAGGACAGAGGAGGCAGUGCAGAGAUUGUGGUUGAUGAGUUCUUGAGAACCUUUUCAGCUGAUGUCAUAUCAAGGGCUUGUUUUGGAAGCAGCUUUAGUGAAGGCAAGGAGAUUUUCAUAAAAAUACGACAACUUCAGAAAGCAAUGGCAAAACAAAGUAUGCUCAUUGGUGUUCCUGGAAGUAGGUAUUUACCAACAAGGAGCAAUAGAGGGAUCUGGAAUCUGGAUAGUAGCAUCCGUACCCUCAUUUUAAACAUAUCAAAGAAAUAUGAACAUGAUUCAUCGACCUCAGUAAACAAGGAUCUCCUGCACUCCAUUAUUCAAGGUUCUAAGGAUGGUCCCUUUGCUUCAUGCACGCCCGAGGAUUUCAUCGUCGACAACUGCAAAAACAUCUACUUCGCAGGGCAUGAGACAACUUCGACCACGGCUGCUUGGUGUUUGAUGCUUCUAGCUUCACACCAUGAAUGGCAGUCCCGUGCCCGGGUGGAAUCCCUUGACAUUUGUCAAGGGAGACCACUAGAUUUUGACAUUCUACGGAAGUUGAAAAAGCUGACAAUGGUGAUCCAGGAGACACUCCGAUUGUACCCACCAGCCUCCUUCGUCGCCCGGGAAGCUCUGAAUGACAUGAAACUUGGCGGCAUCGACAUACCGAAAGGAACUAACAUCUGGAUCCCGAUCGCGAUGGCUCACCGGGAUCCUUCAGUAUGGGGUCCUAGUGCCGACAAAUUCGAUCCGGACAGGUUCGCCAACGGCAUAGCAGGGGCCUGCAAACCCCCUCAUAUGUACAUGCCCUUCGGCGUUGGGGUCCGGACAUGUGCCGGCCAGAAUCUAGCCAUGGUUGAGCUCAAGGUUGUUCUGUCACUCCUGCUGUCCAAGUUUGAAUUCAAGCUUUCUCCAAACUAUGUGCAUUGCCCUGCGUUCAGACUGACCAUCGAGCCUGGGAAAGGUGUUCCAUUAAUUUUUAGAGAGCUCUGACUUGAGAUUCUUGAAGGUUAUAUAAAUGUUUCCCUUUUCCCCUUGUUAUAUUUGUUUGGUAUGUGUUUGCAACAAUGCUGCAACUCGAGUGUAAACAGUAGUAUAUUCUACAGUAUGCAAUUCUGUACACCGAUUGAAGUGUUACUUAUUUGUGGAAUGAAACUUUUACUUCUCGUCUGUCAA
Messenger RNA from Oryza sativa Japonica Group (Japanese rice), 2108 nucleotides. Lineage: Eukaryota; Viridiplantae; Streptophyta; Magnoliopsida; Poales; Poaceae. The record is from RefSeq and is a predicted model, not a curated record.